Molecule: messenger RNA, 2342 nt
Organism: Syzygium oleosum
Lineage: Eukaryota; Viridiplantae; Streptophyta; Magnoliopsida; Myrtales; Myrtaceae
Product: AAA-ATPase At2g46620
Exons: 1
Coding region: 160-1605 (481 amino acids)
Molecular function (GO): ATP binding; ATP hydrolysis activity
Source: RefSeq, a predicted model, not a curated record
GUUACCCCCGCCCCGCCAUGGCCAUGCCAGCACGGAGUGCUGCAGCAGCCCCCCAUCCUCAAAAUCCAAUCUUUUCUGUCACCCUUUUCAUGGAUACGCUGCUGUGAUCGAAGUUCCGUUUUUUUUUUUUUUCCCUACCCUGCUUCAAUUGCCGCCGCGAUGGUGACGACGACGACGAUUGGCAAUCUCUUCUGGGUCUUCAUCGGCACGGUGGUAUCGCUGCUCCUGCUCCGUCUUCUGUUCCGCAAGACCGGACCUUUCCACCUCCUGAAGCGGUGGUGGAGGUCGACCCAGGAUUGGUUCUAUGCCUACCAGGUCCUCAAGGUCCCCGAAUUCAACGACGCCAUGCAGGAGAACCCCCUCUACCGCAGCGUCUCCGCCUACCUCAACUCGCUCCCUUCCUUGGAGGAGUCCGAUUUCACCAACCUCUUCACCGGCAAGAAGCCCAACGACAUCCUCCUCUGCCUCGACCCGAACCAGACCGUCGACGACCUCUUCCUGGGCGCCAGGCUCUCCUGGACCAACGACCACAGAGGCGAUCGGAGGGCCUUCGUUUUGAAGAUCAGGCGGGCCGACAAGAGGAGCAUCUUGCGCCCGUAUCUCGAGCACAUCCACGCCGUGUCCGACGAGAUCGACCGGAAGAAACGAGACUUGAAGCUCCACAUCAACGCCGACGGAGUCGUCAACGACAGGGGCUCGGGGAGAUGGAGAUCCGUCCCGUUCACGCACCCUUCGACGCUGGACACCAUCGCCAUGGAGCCCGACCUCAAGAGCAAGGUGAAGUCCGAUCUCGAUUCCUUCCUCAAAGCCAAGCAAUAUUAUCACCGUCUGGGCCGCGUCUGGAAACGGAGCUUCCUCCUGUACGGCCCUUCCGGUACCGGGAAAUCGAGCUUCGUGGCUGCCAUGGCUAAUUUUCUGUGCUACGAUGUCUACGACAUCGAUCUGACCAAGGUGAAGGACGACUCGGAUCUAAAGGUGCUCUUGAUGGAAACCACCGCCAAGGCCGUGAUCGUCAUGGAAGACCUGGACCGGUUCUUGGCGGACAAGUCGACAGCCCUGAGCGUGUCUGGCAUAUUGAAUUUCAUGGAUGGCAUAUUGAGUUCGUGCUGCGCCGAGGAGAGAAUCAUGGUGUUCACAAUGAACAGUAAGGAACACGUCGAUCCUGCUAUACUGAGGCCCGGUCGGGUCGAUGUGCACAUACACUUCCCCCUGUGCGAUUUUUCGGCGUUCAAGAGCCUAGCUAAUAGUUACUUAGGGGUCAAGGAUCACAAGCUUUUCCCUCAGGUGGAGGAGAUUUUCCAGGGUGGAGCGAGUUUGAGCCCUGCUGAGAUUGGCGAGCUGAUGAUCGCCAACAGGAAUUCCCCGAGCCGCGCCCUGAAGUCGGUCAUCACUGCGCUACAGACGGACGGCUCGGCGAAGAUCGUACGGCGGCUAUCCCAAGACGGGUUGAGGAAGCCGGGGGACGAAUCGGCCGACUCGAGCGGCGUGUUCCUCAAGGAUAGCAAUGCGAUGAAAGAUCUGAGGAAACUGUAUGGUCUGCUGAGGAUGAAAAGCACCAGAAAGUCUCCAUCUUUCGACGAGGCUUCAGGGCAAAAGGAUGGAUGACACAAUUCUUUUCGGGACUGAAAGGAUCUCUCAUUCUUUAUUUCUCAUGGGGCCAAAUAUGAAUCUCCUAAUCCAUGUUCCUGUAAGGGGACUCGAAGGAAAUCGCUGGCCAGAGCUUGGGCAAAACCCGGAGCUCGAAGGGAGCUGAGAAUGCAGUGCAGAAGCUGCUUUUACCAUUCUCCAAAUGCACGCAGUUGCUAAUCCAUUACACAAAGUUCAGUUAGGAGAUUGAUUUUAUCGAAAUCUACGUCCUAUGUUAGAGAAACUCAAACCUUUCAUAUGGCUUUUUUUCUUUGGGUUUUUGUCCCCCCUCUCCCUUGCCCCUUUUGCAUUUUUACGAGGAUUCUUGGUUGGUCAGUUUCAGUUUGUGACUUGUCCUUACGGGGGCAUGUAAAUACAGGAGCAUACAAUUGCACAGUUGUUUCAUUCUUAAAUACGCUUUUGGAUUUGAUAUUGCAGUUUGAAAAGAUAGAAUAUGAAGGCAGAAUUGAAAGCAGUUGGUCGCCACUCCGUAAAACUGCCAAACGAGCGAAGGUGUUGUCCUUGACCCUCUGUAUUUGGACUAAAAGACAACAGACGAAGAAUCAAAAUAGAGCUAGUUUAUGUCAAUUGCUCCAUAAAUAAUUUGUUUCGGGGAAGGAGACUAUGUAGAGGGAGCAGCGGAUCAGGUAAACAACAGUAGUAAACUAGUAAAUUAAGAGUCACGUGGUGUGGCGGGAGUGAAGAGUCUGUGCAAA